Molecule: messenger RNA, 1071 nt
Organism: Drosophila takahashii
Lineage: Eukaryota; Metazoa; Arthropoda; Insecta; Diptera; Drosophilidae
Gene: eIF1A
Product: eukaryotic translation initiation factor 1A
Biological process (GO): translational initiation
Cellular component (GO): cytoplasm
Molecular function (GO): RNA binding; translation initiation factor activity
Source: RefSeq, a predicted model, not a curated record
GUGACUGCUAUCGAUAACACCGGUUCGAUACACUGGUUCCGCGCGGAACCGCUCUUUUCACUUUAGCGAGGCGAAAUUGUCACAUUUACAUUUGACAAAAUUCGUCGACAACACCCCCGCAGACAGCAACAACAACGCUAGAAGGCAGCACAUCAGCAGCAGCAACAGCAACAGCAAGAAACAGCCAAGAUGCCCAAGAAUAAAGGAAAGGGAGGCAAGAACCGUCGUCGUGGUAAGAACGAGAACGAGUUCGAGAAGCGAGAGCUGAUCUUCAAGGAGGACCAGCAGGAGUACGCGCAGGUGACCAAGAUGCUGGGCAACGGUCGCCUGGAGGCAAUGUGCUUCGAUGGCGUCAAACGCCUGUGUCACAUUCGGGGGAAACUUCGCAAGAAGGUUUGGAUUAACCAGGGCGACAUCAUAUUGGUGGGAUUGCGUGACUACCAGGACUCGAAGGCUGAUGUGAUCCUCAAGUACACGCCCGAUGAGGCCAGGAAUUUGAAGACCUACGGCGAGUUCCCCGAGUCGGUGCGCAUCAACGAGACGGUCACGUUCGUGGAGGAUGGCUUCGACGAGGACAUCGAGUUCGGCGAUGAGAUCAGCUCGGAGGACGACGCCGACUCCGUGGACAACAUCUGAUUAACAAGAAACAAAGCGGCUGGAACUUCCGCCUCGGCAGCACCAGCAGCAUCAGCAGAGUCAGUUCGAGAAUAGUAGGGAAUUUAACCAAUUGUAAAAAGCAGAAUGCCGAAAGCAAGUAGCUCCUGUUCGAGAUCCAAGCAACAAGCAUCCAAUCCAAUCCAACAUCCACAGAGCGGCGCAACAGAAACCAAAACUAUAGUAUCAGUUCAAUUUUAGCCACUUUAAUGUUCAAUAUUCUUUUAAAUUUCUUCAGCUUGAAUUACCAAGUGGGUUCCAAAAUUCAAAUGGUUCGACUUAUGGCCGCCUUAAACAACAAAUUAUAUAAAACAAAUAGUAGAACUACUGUUACACUGUGCAAGUAAUGCAACUUUGCGAAACAAAAACUAAUAUUAUUUGAAUUAAAAAACGAAAGAAAAAACAAAGAAAAACAAA